AUGAAAGGCAGAGAAGGGAAAGGGCCUCCUUCCACUGAUCUCUUGGUAUGUUUUCCUUCUAGAGCUCAUCUUACAUUAAUGCCCAAGCCAAUUUGUAGUCCGGCGAGGCCUCAAGAUACCAAUAAACGGCAACACCACCAUCCCGGCGGCGGCGGCGGUGGCGGCCACCUCAACCACCACCAUCAUCUGAAGAAAUCCAUCAACAGAAAUAAAGUAGCAGGGCAUGCCAGCCCUGUUUUGUGGGCUAAAAACAAAUCAUCAUACGGAAAGGAAAUCGAUGAGCCAACAUCUCCAAAAGUCACUUGUGCUGGACAGAUCAAAGUGAAGCCUAAAGCAAGCUCCUGCAAGAAUUGGCAAUCCGUGAUGGAAGAGAUUGAAAGGCUUCACAAUCAUAGAAAGAACAAGAAGAGGCCUAAUUGGGUUGAAGCAUUGGGAUUCAAGAAAGAUGUCAUGCAAUUCCUAACAUGUUUGCGAAGCAUUCGGUUCGAUUUCCGGUGUUUUGGUGCGUUUCCUUCGUCUUCAAUCACUUCAGAUGAUGAAGAUGAAGAUGAUGAUGGUGAUGAAGAUGAGGAUGAUUAUGAUGAAUUCCAUCAACAUGGCAAUCAUCAAAAACAGGGGAAAGGGAGCAGAGAAUCAGACCAUCAUGAUAGUGAUCAAGCUUCAAGAACUGUUUUUUCAAAAUGGUUUAUGGUUUUGCAAGAGAACAACAAUUCUACAAAGAAAGAAACGAUUAAUAACAAGGACAUUAACAAAUUGAUCCGGGCUAAAUUUUCCCAUGGUGAUCAUGAAGAGGAGACAGAGGAUGAUGAUGAUGAAGCACCUUGUGCUCCUCCACCAAAUGCAUUACUUCUGAUGCGUUGCCGUUCUGCUCCACCAAAAAGCUGGUUAGAACAGAAAGAAGAAGAAGAUGAGGAGGAAGAAGAGGAGGAGGAUGAAAAUGAGGAAAAGAGGAAAAAAGAAGAAGAGGACGCCAUGGAAGAAGAGAAGAGGAAGAAAGAUAAGUUGAUUGUGAUGAGAUGUGGAACUGAUUUCAACAGAAUUUCAUCCGACAUUGCAAGAGAAACAUGGGUUGUUGGUGGAAUUAAGGAAGCAUUAUCAAGAAGCCGAAGUUGGAAGAGAUGAUGAUCAUAUUACAUGCUGAUCAAAAACUCGAGAGUAUGGAACUGAACGUGGAUGAUUGACAAAACUCAAUAAUAUUCAGAAACUUAGCAUACACGAUGUACAAGGGAAUGAGCAGUGUUUUUUUUUUUUUUUGCCUUUUUUGGGGCAUUUUUUAAUUUCAGAUUGUUUUCAUUUCGAUAAUGAUUCGAGGAUAAUAGCUUAUCAAAAUGAUUUAGGUUUUCAGUUGUAAGAAGAUGCUUUCUCACUCCAACCUAAGCGUUGUAUUCAUUUAUAAUCCUGUAGCCAUCCAAACAGAAUUCUUGUUUUAGAAGUGAAAAAAUAUAUAGACUUAAGUUACUCAUUUACUCAAUUAAUCAAUCAUUAGAUUAUUAAUAUAUACUAGUAAUGUCUGGUCGUGCAAUGCGCGACCCUGCCCCAAUAUAUCUGUAGAUCUUAGAAAUGC
Oldenlandia corymbosa var. corymbosa is the source of this 1564-nucleotide messenger RNA. The record is from the annotation of a GenBank genome assembly. NCBI's taxonomy places the organism in Eukaryota, Viridiplantae, Streptophyta, Magnoliopsida, Gentianales, Rubiaceae.